This is a messenger RNA of Platichthys flesus (European flounder), 1572 nucleotides long. Its product is annotated as trafficking regulator of GLUT4 1-like. Bases 116 to 655 code for a protein of 179 amino acids. The transcript is spliced from 3 exons. NCBI's taxonomy places the organism in Eukaryota, Metazoa, Chordata, Actinopteri, Pleuronectiformes, Pleuronectidae. The record is from RefSeq and is a predicted model, not a curated record. Gene Ontology annotation, cellular component: membrane.
AAGAUCUGAAGGAAGACUCCUCAGCAUCUCCAUCCACAGGACAGCGGCUCCAUCCCAUACUCUCAGAGACGCGCGCACACGCACUCACAUUAUAAGACUUGCUUAUCUUUCCACGAUGGCGAUCAACACUGAUGCCGCCUUUGGGAAAAGCGCCCUCGGCGAGAGGGAAGUUUCGAACCCCACCGACUUCCAGGACACGGAGAAGCUGCUGGGCGCCCCCACCACCGAGCCCAGCGGGCAGAGCAACGUCAAAUCCUGCGACUCCUUCUCCCUCAACAUCCGAGGGAGCAUGCAUUCCCUGGACUCGGAACAGAUCGGACACAGGUCGCCGAUGAAGUCGGGCUCUGUCGGGCAGCUGACGGCCCCACCCAGGUCCACGUCCCGGCUGAGCCUGGGCCCGCUGCCCUCCCCGGUGCCGCCCGGGUCUGCGCCCCCCACCUACCUCUGGCUGGCCGUGCUGUCCUGCUUCUGUCCCGCGGUGCCGCUCAACGUGUGCGCCCUGUGGUACGCGAAUGUGUCCAGGUCUGUUCUCACUAGUGGGGAUAUAGAAGGAGCCAGGAAAUAUGGGCGUCUGUCUAUGCUGCUCAGCUGUCUGGCAAUUCUGAUGGGUGUGGCUGUCAUCAUCUUCAUAGUGUUUACAAUAGAGCACCAGUAGUGAACCGUGGGAUGGAAGGAGUCACAAAACCGACUCCUUGGACUUCACCUGAUCUCAAAUUUGCACAGAAGAGAGAGGAAGAAGAAAAGGAGGAUGAGGAAUGAAGACCAAAAAAAAAAGGAAAAGCACAAAUCUGAGUUGAAAACAAGCUUACGAGACUCUUGAUGUACAACUUGUUGCUUUUUUUUCUGCUGAAGAGAGACAGAAAGAAAAGAAAGAGGAGAGAAGUCACAGGCUCACGUCCGUUAACCCCACAAACUCAGGAAACAACGGCAGGAGGAUGAAGGCUGCACGCUGUCCGCUCAGCACCUCUUGCCAGAGACCGGAAACAGCUCAUAGUCUGAACUGGUGGUGCACUGACGACUCAGACAAUUGGAUGAUUCUACAUUUUGAUUAUGAGAGCAAAAAAUACAUAUAAUAAUCACAAGAAGUAAAAAAAAAAAACUAUCGUAAUAAGAUUUGCGUGUGAUGUGAAUAGCAGAAGUCCUCAAUGCACCUCCGGUCUUUGUCCCAACAUUUAACUUCUGUAAGCACUAACACUCCACUUUUCUGUUCGCCACAGGAUGUUACACGGGUAAGAUGAUUUCAUACAGCGUUUACAUAAAGCUCAUGUACACAACAACGCCCCCCCCCGCUGCAGUCGUAGUGUGAUCUCUUGCUUCGCGUGCUACUAUGUUAAAAUGAACUGACUCGUGUUUUGGACUCUACUGGAACUGCCUGGAUCUCUAAACCUCAUUAUGUUUACACUAUACUGCAAGAUCUGAGAUAGGGGCUGCUUCCCCCCCCCCUUGUAUGCACUGUUCUUGGCACUCUGAUGUUGAUGUUUAUACAUUUAUACUGUAUGACUGGUUAACGUGCCAUAAUUCUGCAUGUCUGAAAUAAACUUGAAUGAGCAUGACACACGCAGGAGUGAGGUC